AUGUGUCAAUACGAAUAUUAUCAGUGGCAAAAAUGUGGUCAUAAAUCUAUCGAAAUCACAGAAUACUGCAAUACCGUUUUCUGGAGAGCUGGUAUGACAGCUCGCCUUAAUCCAUGCCCCGAACAAAAUUUCAGGGCAUUCUUUGUGCGGGUUGGCAUCUUGGAUGGCUUGGAUUUUGGUACUUGUAAAUGGAUCGGACAAUCUGGAUAUUGCAAAAUGUGUGAAGAAGAAUAUCAUAUGCCAAAAACCGUUCCUUUCCGUACCUAUGAAGACUAUGAAUUCCUCGAAGGAAUUGGCGACCUCACCGGCCCAAUAUUUGCAGUCAAGUUAGCCGAACCGAUUACAUACCCUCCUCCACCUCACUCGAUCCAGUUCUCCUCUACUCCAAAUGAAUUUGUUACCAAAGACUUUCUUGACUUGGAAAUAGCCAAAACCUCCAAUUCCCCGCAUGAAGCAACACCGCCCAUUGGAGAAAACUUGUUAGAGCGUAGACUCAAAGCUUCAUUACACCAUCCAUACAUCUUUACACCGUAUAUCAACAACACCGUUGCAGACUUGAUCUCUGUCAAAGACCAGGACUUCGCAACUUUGAUCUCGAUUCAAGAUAAAGACAUUCCCGGGGAAGUUCCAGAGAGAGGUUCCAUGAAAGAAUUACGAGAGCUUUACUUUCCAGCAAAGAUGCAAAUGUAUGAACUGAAUCAAGGUGUGGAUGGGGUUACUCAACAAUGGAGCAGCCGAGGCUAUUAUGAAGGAAUAAUGGUAGAAGGUGUACCUAGCCAGUACUUUUGGAAUCACUGCGGAAUGACACCUCAAGAUGAGCAUGAGAAGUUCAAGGAGAGAGGCAUGGAUCUUGCAAUGUUCUAUCAAUACGGGCGAAAGAUGGAGCAGCACUUUGAAGCUCGUGGAGUACGGGUAGAAUCCAAGAUGGGAGAAAUUCAACGAGAACUUGGUGCAAGAUCUCAAGCAGCCGAUGGCAUGCAGCCAUUUGGCACGUAUCGACAGGAUCUGAACAACAAUUUACAGCCUGGCUAUGGGGUAUCCCAUGCUCAAAUCAAUCCUUUUGGACGAAGCUUAGAGGAUCUCAACCAACAAUAUCGGCAGCAGCAGAUGCAAGAACUUACGCAACCAAAUAUUAUGCAACAAGUGAUACAGCAACAAUUAGUCCAGCAACAGAUGGUCAAGCAGCAGAUUCUCCGACAAUACCAGGUGCAGCAACAACAGAUGUGGCAACAGCAGAUGAUGCAACAAAUGCAACAACUACAGGAACGAUCACAGCUGGCCACAGAUAUUGAAGAGGGUCUGAUUGUGGCCGUGGAAGGAAUCGAGUCGUAUGAGGCAUGA
Messenger RNA from Botrytis byssoidea, 1341 nucleotides. RefSeq lists its product as uncharacterized. The transcript is spliced from 4 exons. Lineage: Eukaryota; Fungi; Ascomycota; Leotiomycetes; Helotiales; Sclerotiniaceae. The record is from RefSeq and is a predicted model, not a curated record. The coding region runs from base 1 to 1341 and encodes 446 amino acids.